CCCAACCGAGCGGAAUGUGGUCUUAUCGUAGGCAUCCCCACCUCCCCCAAAACGGUGAAACAACUGUGCUUGAACUUGGUUUCUCUCCGCAAAGCUUAUCGCCCCAGUACCUGAACGACCCGGCUUGUCCUCCCUAUUUCGUCAGUGGUCGCGUGGACUUCCCUCGAGUGCGUUAGUUGCACGGCAAGCUAUCCCAGGCUAUCCCUAACACGCUCUUCGUUGCGUCGCGACAAUGUCCUGAAGAUGCUAUGGAUGUUGAUCUCCACCGCGUGCCCGGGCGGAGGUGGACCUGCUGAUAGUCUGGUAAUCUUCGGCGAAUCCCCUUCUAAGAAACCGAUCUCCGUCUUGUCAUCGCUUCCUUCAUCUCAUACUCGUUUGCCAUCUUCGUAGUCAUGUUCUCGAAGAAGGGGCUGGGUUUGUUGACAGCUGCACUUGCCGCACAAACAUGUGCCGCGUCGGCCAACAAGAUCCGCGAUGAGCACGCCACUUGCAAGAAGACUACGGUCGCUAUCCUGGGAGGUGGAAUGGCUGGUGUUGCUGCGGCACAAGCUUUGUCCAAUUCUUCGAUUCACGACUUUGUGAUUAUCGAGUACCGGGAUACCCUCGGUGGUCGCGUGGCCCACACCGACUUUGGCAAGGGGCCUAAUGGCAAGCCGUAUACCGUCGAAUUGGGAGCCAAUUGGGUGCAAGGACUUGGAUCUCCCGGUGGCCCAGAGAAUCCCAUCUGGACCUUCGCGAAGAAGUGGGGUCUGAACAACACCUAUUCCAACUAUAGCUCCAUUCUCACAUAUAAUGAGACCGGCUACGUCGACUACAGCUCCCUUCUGGAUGACUAUGAGACCCUGGUGGAGGAUGCUUACGAUGCGGCCGGAGUUCUCCUGACUGAGAACGGCCAGGAUCAGACUGCUCGCACUGGCCUGGCUCUGGCCGGAUGGAGGCCUAAGAUCGAUGAUAUGGCCCGGCAGGCCGUGGAGUGGUGGGAGUGGGACUGGGAGGAUGCCUAUUCACCUGAUGAAAGCUCCUUCAUCUUCGGAGUUGCUGGUCAGAACUUGACUUUCAACCAAUACAGCGACGAGAAUAACUACGUUUGGGACCAGCGGGGCUACAACCGAAUCAUCCUCAAGGAGGCCUCGACCUUCCUCAAGGACAACGACCCCCGCGUCCAGCUCAACUCCGUCAUUACCAAUGUCACUUACUCCGAUAGCGGUGUGACUAUCUACAAGGAAGAUGGCAGCUGCGUAUCUGCCGCCUACGCAAUCUGCACCUUCUCACUCGGUGUUCUCCAGAACAACGCCGUCUCGUUCAGCCCGUCCUUCCCUGAUUGGAAGCAGACUGCCAUCGAGAAGUUCACCAUGGGCACGUACACCAAGAUCUUCCUCCAGUUCAACGAGACCUUCUGGCCUCGCGAUACCCAGUACUUCCUGUAUGCCGACCCAGUCAGCCGCGGCUACUACCCCGUUUGGCAAUCCCUGUCUGCCCCAGGCUUCAUCCCGGAAUCGAACAUCAUUUUCGUCACCGUGGUCUCGCAGGAAUCCUACCACGUCGAGCGCCAGUCUGACGAGCAGACCCAAAAGGAAGUCAUGGCCGUCUUACGCAAGAUGUACCCAGACCUCGACAUCCCCGAGCCUACUGCCUUCAUGUACCCCCGCUGGUCAACCACCCCCUGGUCAUACGGCAGCUACUCGAACUGGCCUCCAUCGACCACCCUUGAGAUGCACGAGAACCUGCGCGCGAACGUGAACCGCCUGUGGUUCGCGGGCGAGGCUACCAGCGCACAGUAUUUCGGCUUCUUGCAUGGCGCGUGGUUCGAGGGUCGCGAUGCCGGUGAGCGGAUUGCGGAGUUGUUGGGUGGUAAAUGUGCGAAGACGGAUACCUCCGGAACUUGUGGGAAUCGCAAGCACUGGGAGCGUCUGUAUGGUAGCUCACCUCUGGCUGACUACAGCGUGUUUGAUGGGUGGGAUGUCAGCAGCUUCUACUCGAGCUAUUAAGCAUUUGGAGGGAAUCAACAUGAUUAUAGUACAAGAUCAGUGCUUUGGAUGGGGCCCAUGUGGGCAGGUUGCGUAUAUUUUAUUCAAGUAAUAUAUUUUUCCGUGAGAAUGUUUCAUGAAGUGGG
Messenger RNA from Penicillium brasilianum, 2113 nucleotides. Lineage: Eukaryota; Fungi; Ascomycota; Eurotiomycetes; Eurotiales; Aspergillaceae. The record is from the annotation of a GenBank genome assembly.